Phoenix dactylifera (date palm) is the source of this 1507-nucleotide messenger RNA. Its product is annotated as protein LIGHT-DEPENDENT SHORT HYPOCOTYLS 4-like. The record is from RefSeq and is a predicted model, not a curated record. Gene Ontology annotation, biological process: response to light stimulus; mRNA transcription. Gene Ontology annotation, cellular component: nucleus. Lineage: Eukaryota; Viridiplantae; Streptophyta; Magnoliopsida; Arecales; Arecaceae.
CUUCCUCUGUAUGGUAAAAAAGAAAAAUAGAAUUUUCUCCUUUUUAGGCCAAGCAAGCAAUCCAUCACCUUCGGAGACCUAAAGCAUGGAAUCCAUCGGUCCCUGAAGCUCUCAUGUCCCAUAGCAGCAGCAGUCGCCAGCACAUCCACGAGCGGACUUCCCACUUCAUCAAAGCAAGGCUAAAAAGAGCGAGAUUCGACAUUCCUUCCCUCAGAUCUUCCUCUCAAGCCAGAAAUAAAAUUUACUCUCCAUCUCUCCCUCCAGACCCCCCUCAUCCGAUCAUUCUAACCCUUCUAAAUCUGUCGGCAGAUCGCAGCCCCGCCUCGCACCAUCAUCCUGAAGAAGCAAGAGAGCUCCAACCAGCAGCCAUGCCCACUAUAAACAACUGAAUUAUAUCACCAUAUAUUCAUCUGUCCCCCCCAGAAAGAAGAGCAAGAAGAGCUACGGAGGAGGUGAGUUUGGUUGGUUCCACACCCACAUACAUACAUACAGGACCAUGGAAACCGCACCAAACCCAGAUAGCCCUUCUUCAGAAGGCUUCACCACCAGCCCCAACGCCGCCGCUUCCUCAUCCUCCCCCGCCGCCGGCUCCAAACCCUCGUCCUCCUCCUCCUCCCCCUCGGGUCCUUCUCCGAGCCGCUACGAGUCCCAGAAGCGCCGGGACUGGAACACCUUCGGGCAGUAUCUCAAGAACCACCGGCCACCGCUCAGCCUCUCGCGAUGCAGCGGCGCCCACGUGCUCGAGUUCCUCCGCUAUCUCGACCAGUUCGGCAAGACCAAGGUCCACACCCAGAUGUGCCCCUUCUUUGGCCACCCCAACCCGCCCGCGCCCUGCCCGUGCCCGCUCCGCCAGGCCUGGGGAUCCCUCGACGCCCUCAUCGGCCGCCUCCGCGCCGCCUACGAGGAGAACGGCGGCAAGCCCGAAGCCAACCCCUUCGGCGCCCGCCCCGUCCGCCUCUACCUCCGCGAGGUCCGCGAGAUGCAGGCCAAGGCUCGGGGCAUCAGCUAUGAAAAGAAGAAGCGCAAGAAGCCGCCUCCAGCUUCGCACCAGGGUGGCCACCCGGCCGCCGGCCCAUCCGACCAUCCCCGUAGCCCUCCGUCGGCCACCGGUGCAACAGCCUGAUCUUUCGAUGACUUCGAGAGCCUUAACUAUCUUUGCUUCGUCACUCCCUCGCACGUAUUGGUAUGUCUAUCUGCACAACAUUGAAGCCCGGUACUAGUAUCUUGCUCCUUUAAAUUUCUGCUGUCAAACUAUUGAGACUUGCUGUUGUUAGUGGUAGCACUUGUAGCAGUAGAAAUCGUAGCAAGAACAGCUGCUGCUGCUGCUGCUGCUAAAUUAUCAUCAAAUAGUAGCAAUAUAUACUACUACUAGCAGUAUUGAUAUCAGUAGCAACGGUCGUAGAUGUAGCGGUAGAGGAAUGAUGGAGCUGUGCACUUUGGAUCUUGUAGUUCAUUCCUUACAUAACUGUACUUGAGAUCUCAUGUAUGAAAGCUAGAUUUUUGAACA